CCAAGCCGGAUUUCACCAAUGCCAUGAGCGGUGACGAUGGGGCCUUGCCCGGCGUUGUCCGUAGCGAUGGCCACACGUGUGAACAUUUUCGUCAACAAGAUCCUUGACGACCUCUUCCCUCCCCUCUCUCCUCCCAACCACUUCCUCCCCCCCCACUGUCCGUCACAGCGUCGACAUCAUGGCGCUCAACCCCGACGCUCUUAACCUCAACUAUGACAGUGAUGACUCCAUGCAGGUCGACUCUGAAAAUGAACAAGUCAACAACAUUCACACUCCUGUCGAUAAUGUUCAAGAUGCAGACGCAGAUGCCGAUGGUGAUGCAGAGGAUGUCGAUGAUACUACCUCUGUUGCUAUUGCUGAGCCAUCCUUCGUACACUCCAAAGGACUCGACAAUGUCGGGGACGAGGAUGAUGACGAGGACGACGGCUCCUACGCUGACGACGAAUACGGUAAAAAGAAAACUCCCAAGAAGAGAAAGAAGAAAUCCCAACCGUCGUCGUCGGCACCAAGACCUAAAGCCAUAUCUCGGAACAACGACUCAGAUUCAGACUCAGAGUAUGGGUCCAGAUCGAAAAAGAAGAAACGGCCUCGUGUUUCUGGAGACGAAAUCCGCGUCUCUAGCCGAGGCGGCAAGAUUCCCAAUUAUACUGAUGAUGUUCAAGCUCUUGCUGAGCUAUCAGAAGAGGAAGUCGAUGAAGGGUACUACGUCGAUACGUCUGCGGGAUUCAAGGAGGAAGAUGAGAUCGAGUCUGUUUUGAGUCACUGCAGAGAUGAAGGUCGUGAAGAUGAUCCUGAAGAUAUAUGGUUUGAUAAUGUUCGUUUCCACAUUAAGUGGAAGAAUUUCUCGCAUCUGCAUAACACAGAUGAGACCUACGAAUUCCUCAAACGCUUCAAGGGCCUCAAGCGCGUCGACAACUAUAUCAAAGCCUACAAGAUGUACCAGUCUCGCCUCAAUGCGCCAGGCAUCUCCCAAGAAGAUGCUGAGGCCUUGCUUCUUGAAAAGGAACGCGAGAAGGAGGAGCUCGAGACGUACAAGGUUGUUGAACGCAUCGUCUCGCAUCGCGAUAGUUCAGAGGGCCCCACGGAGUACUUCUGCAAAUGGACCGGACUCAAUUACGAGCACUGUACAUGGGAGGCGCAGGAUGAAGUGCGCCCUAUCGCCAAAGCGCAAAUUGAGGCGUAUCGUCACCGAGAGGUCGAGGCAAAGUUCCCUUACAAGAGCGUCAGUUAUGCGCGUAAUCAGCGACCAACAUUCCAGAAGAUUGAGAAGGACCCUGAGUACAUCACCGCGACCGGUGGAGAGCUGAAGGACUUUCAGGUCACCGGACUCAACUGGCUGGCAUAUUUGUGGAGUAAGGGCGAGAAUGGCAUCCUUGCUGAUGAAAUGGGUCUCGGAAAGACCGUUCAGACCGUCUCUUUCCUUUCUUAUCUUUUCCAUGAAAUGCACCAAUAUGCGUGGGCGCCUGAUCUGAACGUCAUCACCUACAUAGGAACUGCCCCUGCACGCGAGGUCAUUCGGACGUAUGAAUUCGGACCCUCCAACAAACGACUGAAGAUGAACGUCCUACUAACCUACACGCGAAGGAACUUGCGGACUAUCAAGUGGCAGGCGCUUGCUGUGGACGAGGCUCAUCGACUCAAGAACUCGGAAAGCCAGCUGUACGAGGCUCUGCGGUCCUUCCCUGCUGCGUCGAAGCUAUUGAUCACCGGUACGCCGCUGCAAAAUAAUGUGAAAGAACUGCUUUCAUUGAUGCACUUCCUGAUGCCUGAGAAGUCCAAGAUCAAGGAGCUGCAUGAACAACUCGAGUCGCUUAUGCUCCGCCGGCUGAAACGCGACGUCCUUACCUCCUUACCGACAAAGAGUGAACGCAUCCUUCCGAGUAGAAAUAACAUCUUGACAAAGAACUUCCAAGGUUUAGUGAAGAGCGCAAACGGGAACAACAACAUCAGCCUCUUGAACAUUGCCAUGGAGCUGAAAAAAGCUGCGAACCACCCUUAUCUUUUCGACGGUGCCGAAGUGCGCACUGAUGUUACCGACGAGACCCUCAAGGGCCUGGUCAUGAACAGCGGCAAGAUGGUUCUACUCGACAAGCUCCUCGCACGUCUGCGACAGGAUGGUCAUCGCGUACUCAUUUUCAGUCAAAUGGUCCGGAUGUUAGACAUCUUGAGCGAUUAUAUGAAUCCUCCGCGGAUACCAACAUCAACGAAAAGAUCAAUAGCGCAUUUCAACUCACCAGGAUCACCGGACUUCGCUUUUCUGUUAUCAACCCGUGCAGGCGGUCUUGGUAUCAAUCUAGAGACUGCCGAUACUGUCAUUAUUUUUGACAGCGACUGGAAUCCUCAAAAUGACUUGCAAGCCAUGGCACGUGCACAUCGUAUCGGGCAGAAGUCUCAUGUCAGCGUCUACCGUUUUGUCAGUAAAGACACGAUGGAGGAGGACGUCCUCGAACGGGCCAAGAAGAAGAUGGUCUUGGAGUAUGCUAUCAUCAAUCAAAUGGAUACUUCGCAAGCGCACCUGAGCUCCAACCCCAAGGGCGAGAAGGUCAAGGAUUCUAUGAAACCUGACAAUCUUAGCAAAGAUGAGCUUACUGCAGUUUUGAAAUAUGGCGCUCAGAAGAUCUUGACUGAGAUGGACUUGGACGACAUUCUCAACCGCUUCCUCGCUCAAUUCGCUGCUGUGAGCGACGUGAAGAACGACAUGAAUUGGGAAGACAUUAUCCCUGCCGAGGAACGACAAAAGUUCGAGAAAGAGGAGGAUCAGCGGAAGGCUGAGGAGCUGGUCGCGGCGGAACUUAGAGAUCGCAAGCGCACCCAUGCGCCUGUGUCCUAUGAGGGCAUGGACGUCGAUCAUCCAGCACCUGCACUUGCACCAAAGAAACCCAAAACUCCAGGACCUCAGAGGAAGACUGCUAGUCAGAAGGCUAUGGAGCUCAAAGAGCGAGACGUCCGUGUUCUUAUUCGAAGUUUACAGCGUUGGGGCGAUAUCCGUCAGCGCUACGAUGUCAUUGUCAAUGAAUCUAAACUUGCUGACAAGCACAAGGGUAUGAUCAUGGACGUUUCUGAUGAGAUCAUCGAAGUUUGUUCGCAAGCUGUGGAGCAGAACAACCAGGAAAAGCGGGAUCGUGUAGCGGCAGGAGAGACCUUGACCAACGCCCAGAAGAGCAAGGCUGUUCUCGUUACUUUCCGCAACGUCGGGAACAUCAACGCGGAGACCGUGCUAUCGCGGUACCGUGACCUUCGCAUCCUUAACAACAUCCUGGGCGAGUUCACCACGGAAGAGCUCUACAAUUGGUCCAUUCCGAUUGAAAACAUCAGACCAACCCUCAACUGGUCUGGGCGAUGGGGACCACAAGAGGAUGCGAUGCUCCUUAUUGGCGCCUUCAUAUAUGGAUUCGGCAACUGGGAGGCCAUGGCGAAGGAUGCUCGGUUAGGCCUCCAAGGCAAAUUCUUCUUGGAAGAAGGCAAGAAGGGGGAAGAUGCCACUACUCGGCCGAUUCCAAAUGCUAUCCACCUCGUCCGGCGAGGUGACUUCCUCCUUGGCCUACUUCGCGAGCAUGACGAGAAGCUACGUUCGUACGAGAGCUCUUUGCGGAAUAAGGGUCAAUUGAAGGUUUCUGCCACUCCUCCCCCAACAGCUGUGGCGUCGUCGUCGUCGUCGUCACCUCCCAUGAGCCGGAAACGGCGGGCGGAGAGUGAGGCCGUUGCAUCCAUCGAUGAUGGUGCGAAGCGCCGCAAGAGACGACCCACUCCCACCUUCACGGACUCCGAAUCGUCGGACGAAUGCCCGUCCAUGGAUGAGGCUGCGACGAAAGAAGAGUUGAGACCGGUCAAGAAGCAGCUGAAACAAUUAAAAUUGUCCGGGGAGGACAUGCCUCGCGACGACAAGGUUGCCAUUCUGAAAGACUCACUAGCUGCUAUUGGACGACGCAUCGAGAUUGUUCUUCAGAAUAAACAAGCCGCUGGAGAGGACCGAGAACGGUGGCGUCGACAUCUCUGGGCUUUUGUGACGCUUUUCUGGCCUAAGAAAGUCAAAGCGUCCAAAUUAGAGGAUAUUCAUGCCAAGAUGGUGAUGAAGGAAGCUGCGCCACGAGCGUCAGCGGAAGCUUCGACCUCUGCCAAGAAACCUCGCCCCAGUACAGGCGGCAAGAGCAAUGGCGCACCAUCUGGCACCGCGACGAAAACAAAUGGCAAAACCCACCGAUAGUACCUGAUUAAUAUUUUGCUCAUACUCACUCUUAUGCUUUGGAUCUUACCCCGUUCUUGUUUUCACGCUCUCUGGCUGUCACCGUUAACCUUUAAGUCAAGUAGCAAUAUUCCCCAGCUGCACAGCUCUUUUAUCUUUUAUGACAUGUAUCAAUUACAUUCUCGAUCAACACGAAAUUUUUGAUUUUCGAAA
Suillus paluster is the source of this 4396-nucleotide messenger RNA. RefSeq lists its product as uncharacterized. The coding region runs from base 179 to 4204 and encodes 1341 amino acids. Lineage: Eukaryota; Fungi; Basidiomycota; Agaricomycetes; Boletales; Suillaceae. The record is from RefSeq and is a predicted model, not a curated record. Gene Ontology annotation, biological process: regulation of transcription by RNA polymerase II; nucleosome organization. The transcript has 21 exons. Gene Ontology annotation, cellular component: nucleus; chromatin. Gene Ontology annotation, molecular function: ATP binding; ATP-dependent chromatin remodeler activity; chromatin binding.